This is a messenger RNA of Vitrella brassicaformis, 2703 nucleotides long. The record is from the annotation of a GenBank genome assembly. NCBI's taxonomy places the organism in Eukaryota, Vitrellaceae.
UGCGAGCAUUGAGAGGUGGAGUCUACUAGCGUUGGUGAAGUGAUUCCUUUCGCUCGCGGCUGUUGCUUGAGGCCAGGUAAGGGCUGCAGUGAGGCCAACAGACACUCCCGACUACACAAGACUCAGUCGGCUUUGCAAUGCAGAUCUGUCUGUUGAGGUGGAUUGGCGUAAGAGCGUAGCUGACGUAUCAGCUGCAGGUGAGAUGGUGCCACUCAUUCAAUGCGCUGACUGAUGUUUGUGUUGCUGGUUGUAGAUUGCUUCAUCACGAUGGCGGCCUCUUCCUCUGAUGCUCAGCCUGCUGCUGGUGGUGAUGGUGAGAGUGAUGAGGAGCGGCAGCGCCGGGGAGAGAGGGAGCGCGUCCUUUGGCAACAAAUCGCUGACACGGUGAGUGUGGCCCCGACGCACUGAGGGCGUACUGAUGGAUAUCUCUUACCGUUGCCGUCCCGUGUGCUGUGAUGUGUGCAGCCCGGUCUCUUCAGCAUCGUUAUGCCCUUCCUCCCAAUCCAUCUGCUCAUGCAGCUGCAGUUGCCGCCUCUGACGUGGCAGAAUGCCGCCCGCAAGCAGCACCACCUCACCAUCAGUGCGGCCGACGAAAACGAGCGGUCCUUUUGGCAGAGGACCACCACCGACCUCGUCAAGGAAUGGGCGACAUACCUGACGAAGCUGACGUGUGUCGUCCUUUGCUACCCUCUGGGCUUCCCCAUGUGGUGUUUGGACGUCUUCGUGGCCGUCAUCGAGGGCCACAUCGCCGGCCGACGGGCAGCCAACAUGGACGGCGGGACCCUGCAGACCAUCAGCAUUGAAGAAGGGGUUCGGCUGACCGACACGGCGAGGCGGACCGUCGCACGGAUAGACCCACCCCUCCCACCCCCCCUCGACCCGCCUCCCACCCUCCACGCACUCACCACCAUUACCGGCCUGACCCUCUACCAUGAGAUGCUGGCCGACCGACGCUGGCGGAUGCCCUCACUCCCCAUCGUGCGGCAGGGGGAGUGGGGCUUCGACAGUUUGAGACUGGGCCAGAUCAUCAGCUCGUCCCGCUCAUUGCGGCGUGUGGACGGCAGCUUUAGGGGUGACGGGUGGGCGCGUGUGUUUGAGGGGGUCCCUGAGGCACCUGCCGGGCAGCGGGGAGGGCCACUUAGCAACUUGGAGAGCAUCGGCACUAUCUUGGUGGAAGGUGACUAUCCGGCGGGCAUCGACCGGCAAUUUGUCGCCCGGCUUGAGGUGACCACAACGCACACACAUUUGCAGUGGGGGAUGUGGCUCGUUUUGUGACCUCUCCUAUUGGUGUGAUCUUGCCUUCAGGCUGUGCUCGUUGCGCGUGGCUGUCGACAGUUGCUUAAGCAGCUCCACGUCCGCUUUGCUGCCUACGACGUGCUCCGUGACAUAUUGCCCGUCCUGCUCGACCGCCGCUACGUGCCUGUCCUGCUCGCCUUGGACCACCUGGUGGCCACCUGCUGCCGACAGGACACAGAACUCACUCUCACGGCCAAGGGCAAUCUCGAGUUUGAUCUCUCCAUCUUCUACCAUACCGACUUCCCCACCCACCCAUCGCCCUCAUUCAAGACCAUGAUCCAGCAGCUCGCACGGCAGGCCACAUCGGUGCACUACUUCUUCACUCAGGACGGCCUCACCGACCCGCACACCAACCCCAGCCAAUCGGCCAUCGACAUCGCAUCCAGCCUCUCAUUCGACAAGGUCAAGACGGUGUCGAUCAAGAAUACCCCUGGCUUCGACCCCCCGGCCAACACCCCAUCGCCCCACCCCUCCAUCAUCACUCACCUGCAGCCUUUCCCUAAAGCCUCACGGCUGGAUGUAAAGAGCAAGCUGGGUGGUGCUGCUGCCCGGCUGCUGGCCGACAGGAUGCCCAAGGAGGUGGAGAGGGCGGAUAUCCAAGAGGCGUUGGGUGGUGAGGAGAAGGUGGGUGUCCUGACGGCGCUGGGGAGGGAGAGAGAGGUGCGUGACGUGCGGAUGGGGCAAGUCGAUAUCGAUCAACUAGAGCAGCUGCUGAUGGGGGCGGCCGACAGAUUGCCGACCAUCAGGGAACUAGACUUCACCAUGACACGUACGCCGAGAGGAUAGCACAUAUUGUGUCCAUCCGUCCUCAUUUCUGCCUUGUGUGUGUUCACCUUCGGUGUCUGACGAUGUGGAGGAUGCCGGCAGCGUCGUCCGCACCCACCUCUCAUCGCUGAUCGAUCAUAUCCCCCUCCAGUCUGUGAAGCUGACGGUCGACGACACGGCAGAUGAGCAGCAUGAUUCCAUCCUCGCCUCCCUCCCUGUGGGUACCAACAUCGGUGCCUUGAGCGUCACAACCAUCGGCAGUGGCUUGUGGCUCGAGACAAUGACAUGUGUAGAAAUGACUGCAGCUCCCGAUGCCUGAAGGUGAGGGAACGGCACUUACGCAUACCGGGGUCUUAUAUUGUGUGUGUGGUGGUGGUGUUUUUCAGGCUGGUCGUCUUGUCUUGACGGGUCAUAGCAGAGGGAAAAUGGGGCAGUUUUGUGAGCAGGCGAAAUUCAUGAGGUGCUAUACACCUGCAUAGGUGUGUGUGUGUUCGUGUCAUAGUGUUGACGACUGACUGGCCAGCUCAGCUCUACAGACUGACGGACAAGGGCUGCUGAUGCCGGCGUGUAAGUGACACGCACACGGCAUGGCCACGCCGCAUUAACCAAUCAACUACUGCAAGCACAUCACAUUCAAUCACG